AAAACGUUGUUGAGAUCUUGUUAUUAAGGACACUGUCGACGACUUUCUUUCUAGAAGGCAAAGAACCCCAGAGUGCCAAAAUAAAAUUGUUUAUCAUGGCAAAUCUUUGCAAAACGUUUGUUCGGUCCUUUGCAACAAGUGCACAAAGAGCAAAUGUCUUUAACCAUGUUACUGUCGUUGGAGGAGGACUAAUGGGGGCAGGUAUUGCACAGGUUGCUGCAUCUACAGCACACACAGUGGCCUUGGUGGAUCAGGACCACACCAUUCUGGGGAAAUCUAUGACAAGCAUUCAGAAGAGCCUGUAUAGAGUUGCCAAUAAGAAGUUUGCCGACAAACCAGCAGCAGGAGAACAAUUUGUGAGGGAUACCAUUGCCAGGAUAACCCCGACUACCAGCCCCAUUACCUGUGUCGCUCACACAGAUCUGGUGAUAGAGGCCAUCGUGGAGAACCUGGAAAUCAAGAAGAACCUGUUCAGAGAAAUCGAGGCAGUAGCUCCACAACACACUAUAUUUACAAGUAAUACAUCCUCUCUUCCAAUUGGUGAAAUUGCUAUAGCAUCAAAACGCAAGGACAGAUUUGCAGGACUGCAUUUCUUUAACCCUGUCCCAAUGAUGAAACUACUAGAGGUGGUCAGGAUCCCAGCCACAAGUGAUGCUACAUUUGAUAAGUUGCUUGCAUUUGGAAAAGAUAUGGGGAAGACUACAGUCUCUUGCAAGGACACUCCAGGAUUUAUUGUAAAUAGACUAUUGGUGCCUUAUAUGCUGGAAGCAGUCAGAAUGGUAGAAAGAGGAGAUGCUUCCAUGAAAGACAUCGAUACAGCAAUGAAGCUUGGGGCAGGAUAUCCCAUGGGGCCAUUUGAACUGUCCGAUUAUGUUGGACUCGAUACAAUGAAAUUCAUAUUGGAUGGUUGGCAUAAGGCUUUCCCUGACAACCCCCUCUUCAAGCCUAGUCCUUUAUUGGAUAAAUAUGUAGCACAAGGAAAACUUGGAAACAAGACGGGCGAAGGCUUCUACAAACACUGAAGCUGGGACUGUGAUGCUGACGACCUCAUACAAACAGUGAUACCGAGUGACACUGGGGGUUAGAACGUGCCAUACAUACAUAGUGCUCAUCAAUACAUGUGUGGGGUGUUAAAACUUAAUUCAUUGCUGUUUGUCUCUAAGACUAAAAGGUGAUAUGUCAUCAAAUGUUUUUUUUUAUCCUUAAAAUUAAAAGAUAAAACAUUUCA
Molecule: messenger RNA, 1228 nt
Organism: Saccostrea cuccullata (small rock oyster)
Lineage: Eukaryota; Metazoa; Mollusca; Bivalvia; Ostreida; Ostreidae
Product: hydroxyacyl-coenzyme A dehydrogenase, mitochondrial-like
Exons: 8
Coding region: 96-1022 (308 amino acids)
Biological process (GO): fatty acid beta-oxidation
Cellular component (GO): mitochondrion
Molecular function (GO): (3S)-3-hydroxyacyl-CoA dehydrogenase (NAD+) activity; NAD+ binding
Source: RefSeq, a predicted model, not a curated record